UCUCUGCGAUUCCGACUUCCUUUCUGUUUUAUGCAAGCAUUAAGUGGGAGUUGGUCAGGUAUUUGACUCUCCGUACUCUUCUGCGUUCAGGGCAGCACGGCUGGGGAUUGACUGGUGAACACCCUGAAAAACUUGGCGAGGACCGAGGAGACCCAGAGCUGGCGGUCAGUGGCCUGUACCCGGCGGUAGGAAGGAAACCUGUGGACCCCGUGGCGGGAAUCUGGGACUGCGGCGUCUUUGUCAGGAUGUGAGGCCGCGUCACUACAGGUUGUCUCUGCAAUGAUCCAGUGGUGCGCUUGCCGAAGUUGUGUGUGUGGCCGCGAAAGGAGCUAUGUCCUCAGUUGUCUGGUAAAUGUAUCUUCAGAGUUGUCUACAUCUUUCCAAGAAGAGCACAGGAUGAACAAGAUUGAACAGAAAUUCCAGGAGUCAGUAUCAUUUAAGGACGUGACUGUGGGCUUUACCCAGGAAGAAUGGCAGCACCUGGACCCUAGCCAGAGGUCCCUGUAUAGGGAGGUGAUGCUGGAGAACUACAGUCACCUUGUCUCAGUGGGGUAUUGUGUGACCAAACCAGAAGUGAUCUUCAGGCUGGAGCAAGGAGAGGAGCCAUGUAUUUUGGAGGCAGAAUUCCCAAGCCAGAACUUCCCAGAACUUUGGAAAACUGAUUACCUGAAAGAGAGGAGUCAAGAAGAUUUGUGGAAAGUUGUAUUCAUCGGUAACAAAAUGCUGACUAACGAACAAGGUAAUAUGAUAGGAAGACCAUUUAACUUGGACAUAGAUUCUUUUCCUUCUGAGAAAAUACCUUGUCAAUGUGACUCAGGAGGAAAGAGUUUCAACAAUAUUUCCAAAUUGAUUAUUAGUAGGCAAAAAUACUUGAGAAAAAAGCCUGAUGAAUUUAACGCCUGUGGGAAAUUACUCCUCAAAAUUAAACAUGAGAAAACUCAUACUAGAGAAAAAUUUGAAUUUUUUAAAAAUAGGAGUACUUUCAGCCAUCAUAAGGAUCUUAUUCAUCAGGAGAAGAUUCAAACCUUAGAUCAAACUUCUCAGUAUAAUAUAUGUCAGGAAACCUUCCUCGAAAAGACAAUAUUCAACACACACAAGAGAGAGAGCACAGAAGAGAAUUACUGUGAAUAUAGUGAAUAUGGGAGAACUUUUUGUGGUAAUUCAUCUCUCUUGUUCCCUCACAUAUCUACUUCAGAGGAAAAUCACUGUGGAUUUAGUGAUUAUGAGAAAUCAUGUAGGAAGCUAACCUCUUUCAAAUACGAUGGGCUACCUGUAAAACACUGUGAAUAUAAUGAAAGUGGGAAUAACUUCAGGAGGAAAUUAUGUCUCUCACAACUUCAGAAAACUCAUAAAGGAGAGAAACACUUUGAAUGUAAUGAAUGUGGGAAAGCUUUCUGGGAGAAGUCACAUCUCAAUCGACAUCAAAGGGUACACACAGGAGAGAAACGCUUUCAGUGUAAUGAAUGUGGAAAAACUUUCUGGGAAAAGUCAAACCUCACUAAACAUCAGAGAUCCCACACAGGAGAGAAACCCUAUGAAUGCAAUAAAUGUGGGAAAGCCUUUAGUCAUAAAUCAGCCCUCACUCUACACCAGAGAACACAUACAGGGGAAAAACCCUAUCAGUGUACUGCAUGUGGGAAAACUUUUUACCAGAAGUCAGACCUCACUAAACAUCAAAGAACACACACGGGGCUGAAACCCUAUGAAUGUUUUGAAUGUGGGAAGUCCUUUUGUAUGAAUUCACACCUUAUAGUACAUCAGAGAACUCACACAGGAGAGAAACCGUUUGAAUGCCUGGAAUGUGGGAAAUCUUUUUGUCAAAAGUCACAUCUUACUCAGCAUCAGAGAACCCACAUAGGGGAUAAACCCUAUGCAUGUAAUGCUUGUGGGAAAACUUUCUAUCACAAAUCAGUACUUACCAGGCAUCAGAUAAUUCAUACAGGAUUGAAACCUUUUGAAUGUUAUGAAUGUGGGAAAAACUUCUGUUUAAAGUCAGACCUCACAGUACAUCAGAGAACUCACACAGGAGAGAAACCUUUUGCAUGUCCUGAAUGUGGCAAAUUCUUCAGCCAUAAGUCAACUCUCUCUCAACAUUAUAGAACACAUACAGGAGAGAAACCAUAUGAAUGUCAUGAAUGUGGGAAAAUUUUUUACAAUAAAUCAUACCUAACUAAACAUAAUAGAACACACACAGGGGAGAAACCCUAUGAAUGUAGUGAAUGUGGAAAAACCUUCUGCCAGAAGUCACAGCUCACUCAGCAUCAGAGAAUUCACUUAGGGGAGAAGCCUUAUGAAUGUACUGAAUGUGGGAAGGCUUUCUGUCAUAAGUCAGCUCUAAUUGUACAUCAGAGAACCCAUAUAGAAGAAAAGCCCUAUAAAUGUAAUGAAUGUGGGAAAUCUUUCUGUGUGAAGUCAGGACUUAUUUUACAUCAGAGAAAACACACAGGAGAGAAACCCUAUGAAUGUAAUGAAUGUGGGAAAUCCUUCAGUCACAAAUCAUCCCUCACAGUACAUCACAGGGCUCAUACAGGGGAGAAGUCUUGUCAGUGUAAUGAUUGUGGAAAAAUCUUUUAUCGUAAAUCAGACCUUGCUAAACAUCAGAGAUCACAUACUGGGGAAAAACCCUAUGAAUGUAAGGUAUGUGGGAAAACUUUCUCUCAAAAGUCAAACCUCAUUGUACAUCAGAGGACACACACAGGAGAAAAGUCUUAUGAAAUAAAAUGAAUAUUUGAAAUGUUUAGCCACAAAUCAGUUGAUAAUAUGGAGUAUUCACACUGCAGAAAGCUCUGUUGACAUCCUGAAUUGCAGUAACCUUCAUCCAUAAAUUGACCUUCCAGAAUAAUGAUGGAGGAUAAACCCAUAGUGUGCAACAAAUUUAGGAUGGCUUUUGUUAAGAAAUGACAUCCUAAGGUAAUGCUUAUAUAAAAACUUACAGAUUUUUUUGAAUUUUGAAAAAUUUUUUAGAAAAAGUACAAACUAGAAUUUAUAUUGAGAAAUUUAUGAAUCUGUGAUAUAUAAAGUAAAAUUUUGCUUAGAAGUAACAUAAUACAAGUUGUGUUUUA
Messenger RNA from Sciurus carolinensis (gray squirrel), 3062 nucleotides. RefSeq names its product zinc finger protein 33B (gene Znf33b). The record is from RefSeq and is a predicted model, not a curated record. The transcript has 5 exons. Gene Ontology annotation, molecular function: DNA-binding transcription repressor activity, RNA polymerase II-specific. Gene Ontology annotation, biological process: negative regulation of transcription by RNA polymerase II. The coding region runs from base 280 to 2724 and encodes 814 amino acids. NCBI's taxonomy places the organism in Eukaryota, Metazoa, Chordata, Mammalia, Rodentia, Sciuridae.